Messenger RNA from Doryrhamphus excisus (bluestripe pipefish), 1613 nucleotides. It is a transcript of the gene tmem205, whose product is annotated as transmembrane protein 205. The record is from RefSeq and is a predicted model, not a curated record. Lineage: Eukaryota; Metazoa; Chordata; Actinopteri; Syngnathiformes; Syngnathidae.
CAUGCUUAUUAUUGGUCAGCGUCACUACAGUGGGAGGGAAAAUGGACUCGAUGAGGAAGUGACAGUGGCUGCACUUCGGACUAUCAGUAGUAUAUUUAUUACUCGUAUUACAAAGAAGUGCUGGACUCCAAAUACCCUUGGAAAUUUAGGAGUGUCACCAUGGCAACAGUGGGUGAGCCUUCAGACUUGGUGAAAGUGUUACACCUCCUGGUGCUGUCCUUCUCCUGGGGUAUGCAGAUUUGGGUCUCCUUCAUUGCAGGUUUUGCUUUAGUGUGGAAGGUCACUCGGCACACAUUUGGUCUGGUGCAGAGUAAACUCAUCCCUGUUUAUUUCUAUUGUCUGCUGGGUAGCCAUUUUGUCAGUCUGGCUAUUUAUGCUGUGUAUCAUCCAAGAGAGCUGUUGGACACACAUGAAACCAUGCAGUUGGUUCUAUAUUUUGUGGCGCUGACCAUGGCGGGUAUAAACGCCCAGUGGUUUGGCCCGGCAGCCUCUCAAGUCAUGUUGCAGAUGUGGGAGGUGGAGAAGGAGCACGGUCUUGGUAACCAGGUCGGCAUGAGCAGUCAGAAGGAAGGUUACGCCAAACUGAAAGAGCAGGACCCCAAGUACAGAGCCUACAAGAGAACGUUCGGUCGCUACCAUGGUUUGUCCAGCCUCUGCAACCUCAUCGGAGUCAUCUGCACCACAAGUAAUCUCAUCUACACGGCGUUGAAUCUAUCUACCAUUUAGACCUUUUGGUGUGUAUGGUUUAAGACAAACCAGUAGAUUUGCUUUAAAAACAAACAACAACAACAUAAACACCAACCAAAAUAUCAUCUCUAUGUUUUUGCAAUAUCCAUGUAUGGACACUUGGGGGCGAUAGAUGACCACUUUUACACACAAAUACUUGCUGAAACAAUUCAUUUUUUGUUUAAAGGGGCCUUAUUAUGCUAAUUUGAUUUGUGGACUCCUAUGGAGCAGCUUACACACUUCCAAAUACUCACACCUCAUUAUCUGAAACUUUGCAUCAUUGAACACGAGAAUACAACAUUCCAACUAUAUUUAUAGGUCAGAAUUACACGUUCAAGCUGUUAAUCAUUUGUACAAACUUUGUACAAUAGUUAGACAUCCAUGAUGUUUAUGAUCAAUGCCUGUAUUUAUUCCCUUCAUUUUCCACUGACUUCUAUCAGAUGAUGCAUAUCACAUUUUCAUAGCAGCAAACUGCAAAACAGCAGAAAGCGCUUAUGUUUAUAUGACGUCACCACUAAUGGGUUAUAAUGGAGUCCGUUUAAUGGAUAAAGUAGAGCCUCCAAGUCCAUUGGUUGCAUUUCCAUCAAAGUAAGUUGCAAUUACAAAUAAUUGUCAUAUAUAAUCUCUGUCUGUGAUCUUUAUUCUUAGUGUUAUGGCUCUACAACUAAUACAUUUUGAUACCUAUGUAUAUUAAUGGAGUGUGUUCCCAGGAAAUGUGCUGUCAGGUGUCACAUUGUUGUUUGUGUGUGUGUUGCGGUGUGGAAAUAAACACUGUUCAACCUAAGAACAAGUUUAUCAAGUAAUUAAACCAUUAUAGGAGGAGCGGGUGAUGUAAUUCAGAUCAGAUCUACUGCACCACAUGAGGAACAAAACACAACAGGUGGGCC